This is a messenger RNA of Sipha flava (yellow sugarcane aphid), 1916 nucleotides long. RefSeq names its product NEDD4-binding protein 1-like. Gene Ontology annotation, cellular component: cytoplasmic ribonucleoprotein granule; nucleus. NCBI's taxonomy places the organism in Eukaryota, Metazoa, Arthropoda, Insecta, Hemiptera, Aphididae. The transcript has 5 exons. The record is from RefSeq and is a predicted model, not a curated record. Gene Ontology annotation, molecular function: mRNA binding; RNA endonuclease activity. Bases 689 to 1831 code for a protein of 380 amino acids.
UUUUAUGCACAUCUGUGGUUGGAUCGUGCGGAAGCGUUCGGUUUUCAUCGAUGGUAGAGUAGAUAACCGUGGUUCCGCUGCUCGAUAAUCGCGUUUCACGCGACACAGCCGCUGCGCGCUAGCAUUCGCGCCUCGGACGCGAACGCGACGGGACGUCCGGAACAAUACUUAUCUACGUUUUGGGUACACGAUCGGUAAGAAGUGACGUUGGUCAGUCCUAACCUCGAAAAUGUUAUCGCGACGCACUAUAUUAUCCGUUCCAUCAUUAGCUCUUAACAGCGUACAUAUCUCACGGCCGUAUCUCGUUGGUUCCACAUCCCAUCUGUUCGGACCUUAUCGCUCUCUAUGCACUUGUCGUGUGCGCUCCUCUCGUAUCCGUGUCCUUCACUCAUCGAUCAUCUUUUUCAGCGCUCUUGUUGAGAACUCGAGCUGUUUGUUAUCGCUAGUCGAGUUCUAAACACCACUACUCAUGUAAUUCAACAUCGGAUUGCUCAAGCGCGCGGACCAGCGUUUCGUUAAAGUCUAUGUUAACUUCUCCCGAAUUUCCUUCUGGUUCCGGACUCGAGUUGUCACCAGUGAUCAGAUCGCGCUGCGCGUGAAUGGUACAUUCCGUAAAAUAUAUACUUAAUACUCCCUAUACACACGUAUCGCGUCACUCAUAAGGAUUCUCAUCGUUCUUCGAUAAAUCAUGGGAAAAGUAAAAAAUAAGAAGUGUAAGAAUAUUAAUAUUGUUGAGGUAACAAUAAUAGAUAAUGAUGAUGAUUCACCUCCUCCAAAUAAUCAAUUAAAUAACAUGAAUACUGUUGGUUGCAACACAGUUAAUCCAAGUUCUGAAAUUCAAGAAAUAAUAGAUAUUACUGAUGAAUAUGAUUGUGUAUUGAAUCAAGCAUCAUCUUCUGAAACAAAAAGUUUAAACAUUGAAAAUGAUUACACUAUAGAUAUUACUAAAAACUUUGAACAAAGAAAUAAUACGAUAUUAAGUCAAACCAUUUGUGGUCAUAAAAAUCCAAUUGAACUUAUCAUUUUGGAUAGUGAUGAUGAAGAAAACACACAAGAAAAACAGUCUGUUAAAAAUUCUAAUAAUCACAAUUCUAUAAAAGAAUCUUGUGGGGUUUCUGAUUAUUCAAAAAAGGCUAUACAAAAACACCGCAAUAAAAAUGUAUGCUACCAUAAACAAUUAUUAAAUGUUGUGAAUGCACCAUUUAACUUUAAUGAACUUAGUGUGAAUCAUCAAAAUAACUUGCAACAUUCAAAGAACAACGAACAUAUUAAAAUUAUGAAUGUUCCUUCAAAACCUCCUCAACCAUCUACUAAUUUUCCAUGUACAACAUUGAUGAAGACUACUAGACAGUUACGACCAAUCUAUAUUGAUGGUUUAAAUAUUGGACAUGCUUAUGGCCAUGGAACUUUUUCAGCAAAAGGCAUUGAAUUAUGUAUAGAAUAUUUUGCUGCUAGAGGGCAUACUGAUAUUUUAGUAUUUAUUCCGCAACAUCGACAGGGACCACCUGGUUCUUUAUCAAAAUUUGUCUUAAGCAAGUUAUUUAAAAAAGGGCAUAUUUGUUAUACACCGAGCAGAAAAAUCAACGAUCGAAGGAUGACUUGUUAUGAUGAUCGAAUUAUUCUAAACCAGGCUGUUAAAUUCGGAGCAGUCGUUGUUUCAAAUGAUAACUUUAGAGAUUUAUAUUCAGAAAAUAUAGCAUUUAGAGAAAUUAUUGAAACCAGGCAUGUAAUGGUCACAUUUGCCAGAGAUGAAAUUAUUGUUCCUGAUGAUCAAUAUAAUGGAGGACCGUGUACUCUUAAUCUUUCAGACAUUUUAUGUUUUCCUGCUUAAAUUUAGAUCUAUUAUAAAAAGAUAAUUUCACAUAAAAAGAUUUAUAAUUAAAUACUUUGUAUAUUAUGAAUUAAAAAAUAUAAAU